This is a messenger RNA of Abrus precatorius (Indian licorice), 765 nucleotides long. RefSeq lists its product as uncharacterized. The transcript has 2 exons. The coding region runs from base 1 to 765 and encodes 254 amino acids. The record is from RefSeq and is a predicted model, not a curated record. Gene Ontology annotation, molecular function: zinc ion binding; nucleic acid binding. Lineage: Eukaryota; Viridiplantae; Streptophyta; Magnoliopsida; Fabales; Fabaceae.
AUGUCUGUAGGUGAAUAUGCUGCUAAAUUUCAUGAAUUGAUGAAAUACUGGCCUCACUAUCAACAUAAUGAUGGAGAGGAAGAUCUAUGUGCUCAAUUUGAACAUGGGCUUAGGCAAGAUUUUGAGCUGCUAAUAUUUGAAGCCAAUACUAAGAGUAAGACGGUGGAUACCAGAAUCGGUGGUCCUGUGAGGCAAGACCGAAGGCCUCCAAGAUUUUCUAGAGGACCUGACUCUAGUCCAAAUCAGUCUCAAGUGAAGGGGACUGUAUCUCAAGAAGAUAGUAGUGGUGGUUUAGGUUCUUUCAGAAGGCCACUAAAAUGUUUCAAGUGUGGUGGGCCUCAUAUUAAAAAGAAUUGUCCUCAACUUCUACCAACAUGUGACAUUUGUGGGAAAAUGGGACACUCUGCUAGUGUCUGUUGGUCUGCACCACAAAAGAGCGGAAGCAUGAGUGUGGAACAAAGACCUGAAUCUAGAGCAAGCACUGGAACAAAGCCAAAUGUGAAAGGAAAAGUUUUUGCUAUGAGUGGAGCUGAGGCCUCAAAAUCAGAGGAGCUUAUUAGAGGUAAAUGUAUCAUAAAAGAUCGACUUGUAGAUGUGUUGUUUGAUUCUGGUGCUACUAUUUCCUUUAUCUCUGUGGAUUGUAUGAGAUGUCUAGAAUUACCUGUAUCUAAAUUGUCUUGUGAUGUUAUUGUAUCUACUCCUACGGGUAAACACAGAGUUGCUUUUGUUAUUCAAGUAGUACUUGAUGGAAAUUUGAUUUACUAA